This is a messenger RNA of Fusarium pseudograminearum CS3096, 1515 nucleotides long. RefSeq lists its product as uncharacterized. The record is from RefSeq and is a predicted model, not a curated record. Lineage: Eukaryota; Fungi; Ascomycota; Sordariomycetes; Hypocreales; Nectriaceae. The transcript has 6 exons. Bases 1 to 1515 code for a protein of 504 amino acids. Gene Ontology annotation, cellular component: cytosol; nucleoplasm; centrosome.
AUGGCCGAUAAUACGACUCGCUCUACGCCUGGCGUAUUGGAUGAUUUACUCAGCCCUCCGAAUCUCGCAAGACUUUCUGAGCUUUCAGAUAAGUUACCGGACUGCUUUGAAUCAAGCACAGUGGAUGUUUCGUCCUCGAUAACUUCCGUCGGUGAUGCGGAGCUCCACGGUGCCAUCCUUCUGGCCGUUGCUUAUAUCUCCUCAAAGGCGCAAAGCGAUCUGGAGGACGCCCAGCUGGGAGACCUUGUCAGGAGUCUUGCUGGAAAGGCGAUCAUAUUAAGGACGAGCAAAAAAGAGUCGGAUCUUAUUAUAGAAGCAGCUGUUGCUGGCAUUGCUAUUGCAUCUUCUACCCACUCGCUGGUUUUAGACAAGGAUCUUCUGAUCAAGUUGACGGCUGUUACGGAUCCCAAUGAUCCAUGGACAACUGGUGUCGCUGCAUCGGUAGCCUCUAGGGUUUUGGCUCAACAGAUUUCAGCUGAGAGGCUACCAGGUUUCAUCGCCAAUGACAUCCUUGAAAGCACUUUGAAGCCAUUAUUUACAAAACAUUCGUCGAGAAUCACAGCUUCAGGACGACCUUCCCAGUAUGCCACAGUAGACGAUCGGUCACGGGCAUUUUCAGAAGUGCAGUCAUGGAGAAGCAAGGUCCCCUGGGCGGAGGCCACGAUACAAUGGACCAUCAACACAUCUACCGCACCAGUCAUCAAAGAACAUUGGCCUUUGUUCAUGCCAGUUUUGCUGGCGCUUGUGGAGGACGAGUCGAUCGAAGUCAAAGCAAAAGGCCUGAAAUCACUGACUGUCUUUGUGGAAAAGUGCCCAGCACAAAUACUGCAAGGCCGGGGCAUAGGGCGUGUCUUUGCAGACGUUACGUUCCCCCUCCUACUCUACCUUCCCAGUGUUACCCCGGAGAAUGAAUCUAUAACCAUCAUUGGCCCGGCUUACGACGUGCUCAUUAAGCUGGCAGAGUGCACUGGAAGCCCAGAAAACACUGAACGUCGCAGGUUCUUUGACAAGAUCCUUCGAGAUGGUGUAUUUGCUGGCUAUCAUCAUGCGUCUCAGUACAUGCGUAUAAUGCAGGUUCUCAUACAGAAAACUGCAGCGGUAAUUAAUUGCAUGGGUAUCUACUCGAUUAAGCACCUCUCGCCGCUUCUCUCAAUGUCGUCGUCCAUUAUGACAGACCCUUUUGCAGUCUCGUAUCCCCCAACUCUCCUGGCAACAACACAGUUGAUUGGCGCAAUAAUCGGCAAUGCGUGGCCUCGGAUCCGCGAGCCUGAGCACAUGGAAAACGUUAUUCGGAUCUUGUCGUUGUGCUGGCUCAACACCCUGGAAGAGAUUGAAGAUGGCGUGUCUCAAGUCCAGAAAAAGGAUCUCCAAGCUCUGUCUCAAGAACUGGAAAGCAAGGCCAAAGCUUUGGAGGCACUUUGGACCGAGGAUACCUCCAAACGGCCAUCGGAUCUUGAUGAAGCGUUGGAAAAAGAACCAAAACUAGCAAGACUGUUUUCCACCGCCUCGGCUUGA